Messenger RNA from Manihot esculenta (cassava), 747 nucleotides. RefSeq lists its product as uncharacterized. Gene Ontology annotation, cellular component: nucleus. NCBI's taxonomy places the organism in Eukaryota, Viridiplantae, Streptophyta, Magnoliopsida, Malpighiales, Euphorbiaceae. Gene Ontology annotation, molecular function: RNA binding. The transcript is spliced from 5 exons. The record is from RefSeq and is a predicted model, not a curated record. Bases 121 to 564 code for a protein of 147 amino acids.
AACCCAACAAUCGCUUCGCUUCGACAAUCCAACUUUCCCGCUCUAUAAACAAGAAAAAUUCAGAUUAGGGAUCAAGAAAUUGCAGAUUCAGAGAGAGAGAGAGAGAGAUAUAGAGGAAAAAUGGCUGUGGAGACAGUAGCACCAGCACCCUUGCCAACACCGGCAACAGCACCCACUGGAUCCCCCACUGAGAUGUCCGUCGCUGCUCAGGCACAGCAGAAGAAGAACCGGAUUCAAGUCUCCAACACCAAGAAGCCGCUCUUCUUUUAUGUCAAUCUCGCUAAGAGGUAUAUACAGCAACAUGACGAGGUUGAGCUUUCUGCCUUGGGCAUGGCAAUCACCACUGUUGUCACAAUUGCUGAGAUCUUGAAGAACAAUGGAUUAGCCACCGAGAAGAAAGUAUUGACAUCUACAGUAGGCAUGAAAGAUGAAAACAAAGGACGACUGGUUCAGAAGGCCAAGAUCGAGAUAGUGUUGGGGAAAUCUGAGAAAUUUGACAGUCUGAUGGAUGCUGCCAAUACAGCCCCAGAGGAGGACUCCAAAGAGAAGGAGCAGCAAUGCUGAUGGAGGCUUUGUUGCUUAAUAGUGAUAAGUGGGAAGGCAUAAUUGGGAGCCAGUUGCACUUGUAUGUGCCGCCUCUUUACAACUCUUCACAGUUGUACAGACAUAUUACGCUAUUAAACUCUUUCUGCACAUGUAUCUUUUAUGCCUCAUUAUAAUGAAAUUGUACCUUACCUUUUUGCAUGA